CUAUAUAAGCAAGGCACUGCCCUGCCACCCGCCCGCCGCACACUGCCGGACACAAGAGCAUGGCCCCAAAGAAGGCAAAGAAGAAGGCAGAGACAGGGAGCUCCAAUGUCUUCUCCAUGUUUGAUCAGACUCAGAUCCAGGAGUUCAAGGAGGCAUUCACCAUAAUGGACCAGAACAGGGAUGGAUUCAUCAACAAGGACGAUCUGAAAGGAACCUUCGCAGCGCUGGGUCGGAUAAAUGUGAACAGCGAGGAGCUGGAUGAGAUGUUGAACGAAGCUCCUGGGCCGAUAAACUUCACCGUCUUUCUCACAAUGUUCGGGGAGAAGCUGAAAGGUGCCGACCCAGAAGAAACCAUUCUCAAUGCUUUCAAGAUUUUUGACCCAGAAGACAAGGGACAUAUCAAAGCUGACUACCUCAAACAUAUGCUGAAGACCCAGGCAGACCGAUUUAAUGAAGAGGAGUGUGAGCAGAUGUUUGUUGCAUUCCCUCCUGAUGUUUCAGGCAACGUUGACUACAAAAACCUCUGCUACGUCAUCACUCAUGGUGAAGAGAAGGACUAGGAAUGAGGGAGCUCUCCACGCAAGGAAAAGACUGGAGCCGGGAGCUGAACAAUAGAAAAAGAGUUGACAGAUGGAUAUGGAACCAUUGUGUUUUAUGUGUGUUGACUUCCAAUAUCCUGAUGUUGACUCAUUGUUUUAGUUAUGCAAGUAUUUUACAGCUAGAUUUACAACCCUGGUCAUGACUCCAACUAUGCUGUAAUAAAUAUCUUCUGCUAGCGUU
Molecule: messenger RNA, 780 nt
Organism: Mobula hypostoma (lesser devil ray)
Lineage: Eukaryota; Metazoa; Chordata; Chondrichthyes; Myliobatiformes; Myliobatidae
Product: myosin regulatory light chain 2, ventricular/cardiac muscle isoform-like
Exons: 7
Coding region: 60-560 (166 amino acids)
Cellular component (GO): cytoplasm
Molecular function (GO): calcium ion binding
Source: RefSeq, a predicted model, not a curated record